This is a messenger RNA of Closterium sp. NIES-67, 1192 nucleotides long. NCBI's taxonomy places the organism in Eukaryota, Viridiplantae, Streptophyta, Zygnematophyceae, Desmidiales, Closteriaceae. The record is from the annotation of a GenBank genome assembly.
GCGUGAAAUCGAAGCGAUGGGCUCCUUUGAAGGCCACGUCAUUCCUGGAACGCUUUUCCUCCUGGUGGGACUGUGGCACCUGCGAUGCGGGAUUAAGAACUACCUCGCGGCGCCGCAAGCCUUCGUGUCGCGAGUAUGGCAUCCCGCGCCGCUCCCCGGGCACUGGUCGCGUCUCGAGCUGUACAUAAUAGUGGCGGGGUCGUUCCUCGAUAUGACGCUAGUGGAGCUCGGAGUCGGAACCGGGUUUCGCCCCAUCGAGAAUGGCGGCGUCGCUCCCGGCCAGCUGAAUAAUUUCGAGCACGCGUCCAUGCUGCUCAUGUUCUUCGUGCUGGGCUGCGCCGUUCUCGUCAGCGAAACCACCAGGUGAGCCUGCUGCCCCUCCCACAAGGCGCGUGCCACAUCAUAGCAGCGCUCGCCUUCCUCUGUGAAGGGUUGCUAUUCUCACUGCACUCCACGGCCCAUCACGGCCUAGAGCCGCGCUACCACCUGCUGUUGGCCCUCUGCAUUGCCACCUGUGUCGCCUGCGCGCUGCUGGCGGCGGCCUGCCCCCACUCCUUCCUUCUGGAUGCCGUUGGCAGCGCCGCCAUCGCCAUGCAGGGCCUCUGGUUCUGGCAGACCGCCAUGUCACUGUACGGCCCGUUCAUUCCAUCAGGCUGCCACCUGGAGCCCGACACAGUCUAUUGUGACUCUGAGGCGAGUGAGCACCGCGGCAUGGCUCUGGCCGUGCUGCAGUUUAUCGCCCUCCUUGCAUCGACUCUCGUGCUCGCGCUGGUCUAUUACGGCAUGGCUGCUCGCACUGCUCCGCGGUCGUCCCUGGAUUACAUUCGUGCAACGCAUGCUGUGAAUUGUAUCGAGGGCAAGGUUAGUGAGUGUGACAAUAAGGGAGAUAUCAUGCCAGGGUCUCUUGAUGAGCACGAGAGCAGCGUUAUGGAUAUGGAUGCUGCCGUAGAGGACACAAGUCUGUUAUCAUCAAAAUCAUAGCAAUGGGGAACUUGCCAGUGUGGCAUAAAGCUUGGCAUUUGUUCCUCAUGCGUGGGGCGAGGGGUUGCACAAUUAGGCUCAAUAAAAAUUGUUUCUGCCCCCUCGUGAAGUCCCCAGACUCGCCGUCUGAUGUUGCUUGUUCUCCGCAGAAAUCAGAGCUAAGGGUGGUACUGAUACUUCGGUGAGUGCUUGACUGCAAAUGUAACCAUUU